Molecule: messenger RNA, 2900 nt
Organism: Austrofundulus limnaeus
Lineage: Eukaryota; Metazoa; Chordata; Actinopteri; Cyprinodontiformes; Rivulidae
Product: casein kinase I isoform epsilon
Exons: 12
Coding region: 442-1704 (420 amino acids)
Biological process (GO): protein phosphorylation
Molecular function (GO): protein kinase activity; ATP binding
Source: RefSeq, a predicted model, not a curated record
GAUGACAUCAUUGAUGCUGUCCGCGGUGUGAGCGGAAGGACUGGGUGUGAGGAGGGGAGCGACGCUGCAGACAGGAGGAGGAGGACCUGUUUUCAUCUGCCGGGGUUUCCUCCACAAACAAGAAGUGCAGUUCAUUCAAGCUAUACGUCGCGUCACAGACAGUCUUCUCCGCGGGUCCGCUGCUGUUUUGAGGGUUUUUUAGUUUUUUGUUGUUGUUUUUUUUUAAAGGAGGGGCCGGAGGGUCCUAGAGCUGUGAGGUGAUGAGCCGUCCCGAGCCGCGGAGACACGCCGCUGUCCAUGAUCCUGAGUGAGGGGACGGAGGCACCACAGGGCCGUUCAGUAAGACAUUGACAGAAAGGACAGAUGGAGGAAACACGAUCAAAUUAAAAAGGCCUAGCAUUCAGAGGUGCAACUAAAAGUCAGUUGAAGCACUCAGGACAAAUGGAGUUACGCGUGGGGAACAAAUACCGCCUCGGGAGGAAGAUAGGGAGCGGAUCCUUUGGAGAUAUUUACCUCGGUUCAAACAUCGCUACGGGAGAGGAAGUAGCCAUCAAACUGGAAUGUGUCAAGACCAAACACCCACAGCUGCACAUCGAGAGCAAGUUCUACAAAAUGAUGCAGGGUGGACUGGGAAUUCCACUUAUAAARUGGUGCGGGGCAGAGGGAGACUACAAUGUUAUGGUAAUGGAGCUGCUGGGCCCCAGUUUGGAGGAUUUGUUUAACUUCUGCUCCCGAAAGUUCAGUCUGAAAACAGUCCUACUUCUGGCUGAUCAGAUGAUCAGUAGGAUUGAAUACAUCCACUCCAAGAACUUCAUCCACAGAGAUGUGAAGCCGGAUAACUUCCUGAUGGGGCUCGGGAAGAAAGGCAACCUGGUCUACAUCAUCGACUUUGGCCUGGCCAAGAAAUACCGUGACGCCCGAACGCACCAGCACAUACCCUACCGUGAAAACAAGAACCUCACUGGCACCGCGCGCUAUGCCUCCAUCAAUACCCACCUGGGUAUCGAGCAGUCAAGAAGAGACGACCUGGAGUCCCUGGGUUAUGUUCUCAUGUACUUCAACCUGGGCUCUCUGCCGUGGCAGGGGCUCAAAGCUGCAACCAAGAGGCAGAAGUAUGAGCGCAUCAGCGAAAAGAAAAUGUCCACCCCCAUCGAGGUGCUCUGCAAAGGAUACCCUUCGGAGUUUUCCCUCUACAUGAAUUUGUGCCGCUCUCUGCGAUUCGAUGACAAGCCUGACUACUCGUAUCUGAGGCUCCUCUUCAGGAACCUUUUCCACAGACAGGGCUUCUCUUAUGACUACGUCUUUGACUGGAACAUGCUGAAGUUUGGGGCCGGCAGGACACCAGAAGACGGGGAGAGAGAGAGAAAGGACGGGAAAGAAGGCGAGGAGCGAGCAGUCGCAGGUCAAAAAGCUGCCGGGGGUCGAGCUUUGCCUCACGGUCCCAACGCCUCUGCGGCCAACCGGGUCAGGAACGAGCCAGAGACCACUCCUUCUAAUCCCCCAGCACGUGGGGUCCAACCGUCAGGAAACCACUCUCCUCAGGCAGGGAGAGCCGAACGAGCCGAGCGAGAGAGGAAGGUGGCCAUGAGGCUUCACCGCGGCGCCCCCGCCAACAUCUCCUCCUCUGACCUCAAUGCACGUCUCGACCAAUCACGUGUCAAUGCAUCACAGGUCAAUGUGCCGUUUGAACAUCUGGCAAAGUGAGUUUCCCUUCAGUGGCCUGCAGCAGCUGAUGGCCAUCAACGCCCCCCCAAACUUUUUCAGAUGAAUGAAUGAAAAUAUGAACGAGUGAGGGAGGAGGACACACAUUGUGUGGACUGUAAACGGAGAGCAUCUGUCCCUGUGUCUGCCAGUCUGCGGUGUGAGCAUGCUCAGUGCGAAAGCCUUUUGAGAAGAAAGAAAACCAGUGAGAGUCACAACCUUCAUACCUGGUUCUGCUUUCCAAGUUCCUGUCAGAUGGAGGGAUGUUGGAGAAAAAAAAAGACACAAAGUCGUCCAGGCCUUCUUCGCUCUUAUUUAUCUUCACAUCCACUCAGAGGUUCCAGCUGCACAAAAAAACGGGCCUACAAUCAAAAUUACUUGGUUUACACAAGAAUUCAUGCAAAAAUAUAAAUCAGAUUUUCUGUUUCAGAGCUAAAUCCGCUGCUUCUGGUGUUACCGACUUCCUUUAUAUCUGUGAACCACCUAAAAACAAACACAAAGGUCUUAUCAGACCUUUAACAGAAGAAGAUGCUGUGGUGUAGAUCAAAGAAAGUGAAUGAGAGAAAUUCUGUUGAUCGGUGGAYAGAAGAAGCCAGACGUGUUCAUCUGCGAUAUUCUAAACCUUUGUUUCCUUUUCAGCUUUGCUUUAGAGAGCCUAAGGAGAGAAACAAUGAGAGAGAAGUGACGAACAGAAAACGGGUUGAACGAUCCUUUUAAGUGAGGUGGAAAUCUUAACUAUUCCUUGUGAAAAUACGGACAACAAGGAGGACUGUACAAUAYGAUGAAACCGUAGUCCAGCUUGAAACUCCGGACAUGAAAAGUCUUGAGAAAGUCUGGUGUUACAUUUCAUAUCAUUUCUACUCCUUUUUUCAUUGUGGACACCAUGUACAGUAAAUGUGUAGCUACAUUUUUGACUGAAUGUGACAGAUGUAUUGAAGAGAAGACUAUAAAUGUAUCAUUCUUGCACCUCUGAGGGAAAGAAGGAGAAAUCUCUAAAUAAAAUGUUAUGGUAAACCUUAAGAGUCUGCCAAGAGUUCUGAUGAUCACUCUGACAGGCAAUGACUGAGAGCUUCUUGUUAAUAGGAUGAAGAGUAUUUAGAAGAUAAAAGUCUGUAUGGUAGAAUGUCCUGUAUAUUUAUUUACCAUGCUUUAUACUUGUGUAUAUUUUCUGAUUAAAUAAAAAUGUACACGCCCUACUA